This is a messenger RNA of Racocetra persica, 405 nucleotides long. Lineage: Eukaryota; Fungi; Glomeromycota; Glomeromycetes; Diversisporales; Gigasporaceae. The record is from the annotation of a GenBank genome assembly.
CUACACCUAUUUCUACGCUUUUACCAGUUCAGACAUAUCUAGAUAAAAACAACUGCGAUAAUAAUGAACUCACUAAUAUUAGAGAUGAAGAAUUGUCUAAUGAAAAGGGUGAUAUAAUAUCUGAAGAGUCAUCUAAUGAAACUGAUGAUCUAGUUGAAUCGUUGGAUCAAGAUGAUGGUAGUAUGAUGUCUGGAAAAUCGUCUAAUGAAACUGAUGAUCUAGUUGAAUUGUUGGAUAUUCAAGAGGGUAAUAUGAUAUUCAAAGAAUCGUCUAACGAAAGUGAUGAUUUAAGUGAAUCAUUGGAAGUUGAAGAAAAUGAACAUACCAAAUUUGAUAUUUCAGAAAAUUUAAUUAAAGGGUUAAAACUUUUUAAAAUUAAAGACAAUUAUAAUAUUUCUGAGGCUC